Molecule: messenger RNA, 2045 nt
Organism: Pocillopora meandrina
Lineage: Eukaryota; Metazoa; Cnidaria; Anthozoa; Scleractinia; Pocilloporidae
Source: the annotation of a GenBank genome assembly
AUGUGUCUCUUCCUUUCAGAAUGCACUUCUUACAAAAUCAUAGACGACCAAACCCGGUCUGUGUCCAAUAAAAUAGAGAGCGCAAAUGCACUCUGUGACCGACGAAUUCUUACUUCGGAAAUCUGGGUUCGCUUUACCGGCAGCGGAGGAACAGCCAUUCCUAACAACCCGCCACUGGCCUUCCACUGUGGAACAAAUUCUCCAGGUUGGAUCCGUGGUGCCCAUCCUGCUGUUGCUGAAGGGGUUGUGAAACGACAACUUUGCUAUCGUCAUAACGACAAUGAAUGUCAUUUUGGCUCUUAUAAAAUUUCAAUUCGAAACUGUGGCUCGUUUUUUGUUUACAAACCACCAGAUUUGACACAGUGUUUUCUACGACUUUGCACAGGUGUGUAUGUAUUGGAUCAAAGUAGGCAUUGUUUCUUUUAGGCUUCAUAAUAACAUUGUUAUAUCAGCUAAUAUGGUUUUUAAGCUUGCCUACGUUCCCGAGAAUCACAUAACGAAAAGUAAAGGAAAAGAGAAUUGAAGGAGUAGCAAAUAUACAUUUUUUCAUCUAUCAAAACGUAGUACGGACGAAAGAAAAAGCAGAGAAAGGUCAAAGAACGAGAAUAAACGAUUGAAAUAAACUAAUUUAAACUGGUAAGGUAAGGAAAUAGAUGAAGCUAAACGAGAGAAAGAAAACCUAAAAGAGUUACAUGUUUACUGAUAUGAACGAGAGGAAAAACUAAAUACCACUAAAGGGUUCACUUCUAAACUGCGAUUGUUUGUGAUCACAAUUUCUUAAAUUUUUGGCAACUUCGUUUUGUAUUUUCAGUUACUAGAUAAUAAGUUUUAAUUAAAAAUCACGGAAAUGCUUAAGGCUCUUAAAGAUUCGGGAAUCAAACAGUGAACCAAAUUUUUAGUAUUGAUGCUCACUUUAACGAAUCCUAUUUUCCAAUGAUUAAAUAAAUUACCAAAAACUUAACCUUAUGAAAUAUGAAAUAAUAGGUUCUAUUUAUUGAUAACCUGAUAACAACAAUUUGGUACAGAAAUCCUCGACGAAUGCUUUUAUUGCUCAGUUGGUGUUUCCAGUCCCUUCGUCAUCCCUGACAAUCAGAUGACAGCUUCAUCCCGUUAUAAAACAGAAAAGCACUCUGCGAAGUAUGGACGACUUUUUAACGAGUCAGGUUACGGUUGGUUUCCAAACAAAAAUGAAAAAACAGACUGGCUUCAGGUUGAUCUUGGUAAAGACUUUCAAGUGUGUGCUGUUGCUACCCAGGGAGGCGAUUACGAUAAAAAACAUAAAGAAUGGACGACAGCUUUCAAGCUUCUUUACUCUUCCGAUGAUAAGAAUCAGAAAACGUACAAAGAUGGAAAUUGCGUGGAUGUUGUAAGUUGAAUUAUUACCUAAUCAGUUUAAGUGUCAAAAGUAAUUCGGCUUCCCCUCCCACUAUGACUGCAAUAGAAAAUUCGUUCCACCGCCACAUCCAUUAAGAUGCAAAACUGUGACCAAUCCGGAGUUGACCGGACACAUUUUUUUCUCGAUUAAGGCGGACUCCCUUCUUUACUUUGAACUCCCAUUGACAAGGUAAGUGAUGAUAUUUUCCUUUGCUGUGUGGUUUUGUUGACAUAACUUUGGUUACCCUAGUACUUUUCAAUCAAAAUAAGCUCAACCUCUUUAGAAUAGCCAAUAUGAGAAGACGAAACUGAUUCUGAAAGAAAUUCGGGGUUCAAAAUUAGUAACAUAUUAGGAAAUUGCAUCAGAAAAUUAUCCAAAUUAUCUUCGAAAAAAGACAUUAAAAAAUAUAUGACUGGGCAAUUGUAAUACCUCAAAUUGUUCUCAAUAUGUACAAGAUUGCUUAUUUCGAAAAAAGAUAUGUUCUGUCUUUCAUUAUUUUCCUUAGGAAUUUCAGAGAGUUGGUAAAAAUCACGGUGUGGACCGGCAUCUGCUGUCAACACCAGUGGUUGCAAGAUACAUUCGCUUCCAUCCAACAGCGAAUGAUGGGUGGGACAGUCUGAGAGUGGAGGUGUACGGCGCCAAACAAGGCAAGUUAAUAACCCAGUGUUAG